Hirundo rustica (Barn swallow) is the source of this 2144-nucleotide messenger RNA. It is a transcript of the gene GRB14, whose product is annotated as growth factor receptor bound protein 14. The record is from RefSeq and is a predicted model, not a curated record. Gene Ontology annotation, biological process: negative regulation of insulin receptor signaling pathway; insulin receptor signaling pathway. The transcript is spliced from 15 exons. The coding region runs from base 18 to 1442 and encodes 474 amino acids. NCBI's taxonomy places the organism in Eukaryota, Metazoa, Chordata, Aves, Passeriformes, Hirundinidae. Gene Ontology annotation, cellular component: cytoplasm; plasma membrane.
GCAAAUUAUCGCUUUAAAUGAAUCCGUUUGGUGAGGAUUUUCAGAGAAAAAAGAAAGGUGACAGUGUUUUGGAGAACCCAUCAAUUCCAAAUCCUUUUCCCGAGCUGUGUUGCUCGCCGUUUGCAUCAGUUUUUUCAGCCAGUCUGUUGCCCAAGGCAACUUCAAGAAAAAAGCAGGUAAUCAAAGUGUAUAGUGAAGAUGAUACUAGCAGAGCUUUGGAAGUACCAAGUGAUAUAACAGCCAGGGAUGUGUGUCAGCUCUUGAUAUUGAAGAACCACUAUGUUGAUGACCACAGCUGGACUCUCUUUGAACAACUUACCCACACAGGUUUAGGAAGAGCUAUAGAAGACCAUGAAUUAGUGGUGGAAGUCCAGUCAAAUUGGGUAAUGGAAGAGGAAAGCAAACUGUAUUUUAGAAAAAAUUAUGCAAAGUAUGAGUUUUUUAAAAAUCCACUGAGCUUUUUUCCAGAUCAUAUGAUAUCAUUUCCGAGUGAGACCAGUGCAGCUCUAAGCCACUCUGGGAUAUUACAGAUGUUCCUUAGCUCCAGCACAUAUCCUGAGAUUCACGGUUAUUUGCAUGCAAAGGAGCAGGGGAAAAAAUCAUGGAAAAAACUGUACUUUCUUUUGAGAAGAUCUGGCCUUUAUUUUUCCACUAAAGGUACAUCUAAGGAGCCAAGGCAUCUGCAGUUUUUCUGUGAAUUCAGCAAUAGUGAUAUGUACAUGUCUUUAACAGGCAAAAAGACUUCUGGAGCACCAACAAACUAUGGAUUCUGCUUUAAGCCUAACAAAUCAGGAGGAACCAGAGACCUGAAACAGCUCUGUGCAGAUGAUGAGCAAAGUAGGACCUGUUGGAUGACAGCAAUUAGGUUACUCAAGUAUGGGAUGCAGCUGUAUCAGAAUUACAUGCAACCAUAUCAAGGUAGAAGUGGCUGCAGCCCUUUGAAUAUAACACCUAUGAGAAGCAUUUCAGAAAAUUCUUUAGUAGCAAUGGAUUUCUCAGGACACAGAAGCAGAAUUAUAGAAAAUCCAACAGAAGCCCUCUCAGUUGCAGUUGAAGAAGGAUUAGCAUGGCGGAGGAGGGGGUGUCUCCGACUCAACUCACAUGGUAGUCCUAUUGCCAUGUCUAACAUGGCUAUACACAGAUCUCAGUCAUGGUUUCAUCAUAAAAUCUCUAGAGAAGAGGCUCAGAGACUUAUUUUGCAGCAUGGACUUGUAGAUGGGGUGUUCCUGGUACGUGAUAGCCAAAGUAACCCCAAAACAUUUGUAUUGUCACUGAGUCAUGGAUUAAAAAUAAAACAUUUUCAAAUUGUACCAGUCUUAUUCAGGGGAACAACAACAAAAAAUCAUUAUUUAGUCCAGCUGCUUUAUAGUUGGAAGAUGAUGGGAAGCUGUUCUAUACCCUUGAUGAUGGUCAUACCAGAUUUACUGAUCUCAUCCAGCUAGUGGAAUUCUAUCAACUUAAUAAAGGAGUGCUGCCUUGCAAAUUGAAACACUAUUGUGCACGGAUCGCUCUUUAACCAAAGCAUUUGUUGUUUCGUCAGAGGGAAAGGAAGAUACUAUACUUUUUCCCCUAAAGGCAAUUUGUAUAGCAAAAAGGGUAAAAAACCCACAACCCUGUUGUAUUAUAAAGAUUCUAUGUUUAAGCUGAAAAAAAAAAUUAUAUUCUAUGUAGAUAAGAACUUUGCUUUGUGAUUGUCACAGCAAAAUUAACCUUACGGUUCUGAAAAACUGUUCUUUCCAAUGUAAUUCUUUAGUGUUGUCUUGGACUUUCCGGGUUUUCUUUUCAACUGAAAACAGUUUUGAAAAAUAUCGUGUAACUCCUACAAAAAUAUAACUGAAGGAAGAUCUUUGUUCUUAGGUUUAAAAUUAACUUUUUUCUCUGUAAAUGUUCCUCAUAAUUUCUGUUCAUCACAUAAAAGAAUAACAUUUACUGUGGCAAGGAUAAGGAGCUGAACUGCACAUUUUAUUUGUAAAUAAAAUGAAUAAAUAUUUUGCACUAUAUUUUUGAAUGCUACUUUGAGGAUUAUCAUAUCCAAAAAGUGAAAAAUCAUUAAAACCACUUCUAACUGCUCAUUUGUAUUGAGUUGUGAUAUUCUUGUUCUAGUAUUUUAAGGGAUUUUUUUCUCUAAUCCAAUGACUAAAUCU